Messenger RNA from Saccostrea echinata, 804 nucleotides. RefSeq lists its product as uncharacterized. The record is from RefSeq and is a predicted model, not a curated record. The transcript has 6 exons. NCBI's taxonomy places the organism in Eukaryota, Metazoa, Mollusca, Bivalvia, Ostreida, Ostreidae. Bases 1 to 804 code for a protein of 267 amino acids.
AUGAAUCUAAACAAUGGACCAAAUUAUCUUGCACAUGUUGAUGGGUACAAGUUGAAGCCAUUUGGCUUCGCUAUACAUGGUGCAAUGUGUGGAUUUUCAAGACGAAUACUAUGGCUUAAAGUUGCAAGAACAAACAAUAACUUCUUUGUUGUAGCAUCAUAUUUCUUGAAAUACCUGGAGGAAAUAAAUAGUGCUCCAAGGUGUGUGAGACUUGAUGCUGGAACUGAGAAUAUAUACAUUGAGGACAUUCAAAAAUCCUUCCGUUGGUACGAUAAUGAUGACAAGUGUGGAGAAAAGAGUGUAAUCAAAGGAAGAUCAAUGUCUAACCAGAGAAUUGAACGCUGGUGGAGAACACUGAGAGAGAUGGGCAUCUCCUUCUGGAUACACUUGUUCAAAGACAUGGAAGACCAAGGGAUGUUCUCAUCAGCAAAUAACGAGCACAUAGAAUGCCUUCGCUUCUGUUUUAUGAAAAUCAUCCAACAAGAACUUGAUCAAAUAAAAACAGAAUGGAAUAACCAUUACAUCAGAGGACAAGGACGCUAUGAUGAUGAUGGAAGUCUCCCAGGAAAACCAGAAAUGAUGUUUUUCCACCCUGAAAUUUUUGGUGAAGUAGAUUAUAAAUUUCCAGUGGAUAUUCAUGACGUGCUAGAGUUUCAAAGAUUAUUUCCUAGUCCAAGCUCGACAGGAUGUUGUGAGGACAAUGCAGCAUUCUUUGAUCAUUUGCUUUUGGAGGGUGGGAGAACUGUUCCAAACACCACUGAGAAGGCCAUGGAGGCUUUGAAGUACUUGGUUGAAAAGUUGUAA